Molecule: messenger RNA, 1254 nt
Organism: Hevea brasiliensis (rubber tree)
Lineage: Eukaryota; Viridiplantae; Streptophyta; Magnoliopsida; Malpighiales; Euphorbiaceae
Product: ras-related protein RABC2a
Exons: 6
Coding region: 251-898 (215 amino acids)
Molecular function (GO): GTP binding; GTPase activity
Source: RefSeq, a predicted model, not a curated record
CCUUUCCUCUCUCUCUCUCUCUCUCUCUCUCUCUCUCUCUAUUUAUAUACAUAAUAACAUACAUUUCUUUUUCACUGUACUUUUAGGAGAGAGAAAAGAAGAUGCAGAAGUCUUGAUCAUCAUUAGAGACAACACAUACACAGAUUUGAGAGCAAAAGAAUUUUUAUUUGAAUUUUCUUUGAAAAACCAGAAAAGGAAUAUAAAAAAGGAGGGACCCUGUUUCUUUUUUUUUUUGGUUUGAGAUUGAACAAUGGGAUCAUCUUCGGGGCAGGGUAGUGGCUUUGAUCUCUCAUUCAAGAUCUUGUUGAUCGGUGAUUCUGGGGUUGGCAAAAGCAGUCUCCUCGUCAGUUUCAUUUCCAGUUCUGUAGAGGAUCUUUCUCCCACCAUUGGUGUUGAUUUUAAGAUCAAGCAGCUAACAGUAGGUGGGAAGCGAUUGAAGCUUACAAUUUGGGAUACUGCUGGGCAAGAGAGAUUCAGAGCACUAACAAGCUCUUACUAUAGAAAUGCCCAAGGAAUCAUUCUUGUUUAUGAUGUGACACGGAGAGAAACCUUUACAAACUUGUCAGAUGUAUGGGCUAAAGAAGUUGACCUUUACCGCACAAAUAAGGACUGUGUGAAGAUGCUUGUUGGAAAUAAAGUCGAUAUAGAGUCUGAAGGGGUUGUAAGUAGAGAAGAGGGAAUGGCUCUUGCAAAAGAGCAUGGAUGUACAUUUCUUGAAUGUAGUGCUAAAACUAGACAAAAUGUGGAAAAAUGCUUUGAAGAACUAGCACUCAAGAUAAUGGAAGUUCCUAGUCUUUUGGAAGAAGGAUCUACUGCAGUGAAGAGAAAUAUUUUGAAGCAGAAACAGGAAAACCAAGCACCUCCUUCCAGAUCUAAUGGUGGUUGUUGCUCUUCGUAAGCUGCUAGAAGGAGGCCUUUUAUUAUGAAAGAAUGACUACAUAUCAAUAGAAGGCCUCAAAUAGCACUGCAGAUGGCAUGUACAAUGAGUUCCCACUUAACAACACAUCAUGAACAGAUCAUGUAUAUGAUAAUUGCUUUCCUUGUUUCUUACUGUGUUCUUUUACUGCUACUAUUGUUGCAGUCGCAGAGUUGACUUGCUCACUUGUAUCAUCAUCAUUCCGGAAAUACAGGUAUUUAAAUAACAUGUAUUAGCUUGUGUAUAUUUGUUUGCCUUUGUUUUUGCUGGCCAAUAUUCACUCAUGUUGCAAGAACAUAAUUUAUUUUAUUCUAUUCUAUUGGUUAAGUUAAUGUGAA